CGGAUGGAUAUUCCCAAAGUCCCCAAAUGCAUACAUAGUUUGCCCCUGGUUUGGGUUCUCCGGUAUCACAGUGCGUGUUCCUGCUUUCGGACCCCAGUUUUCCCGUACCCCAUCCCGUGUUCCUGCUGUGAGACCACUGAUUUCCCACCCCGUCCGCUCUUCUCCUCGCCCUCCUCUUCCUCUACUUGCUUGUAAAUAAGAACCUCGCUCGACUCCCCGCAUCCCUCCCACAUCACAACCGGCGAGCGACACCUCUAACAAACAAACAAGCAAACACCUUCUCUGCUCCCACCGCAACUACCGGCAAAUGCAGGACGGACUGGACAACCGCGGCCGAGCCGGGCGGCGGAGCCCCGGGACACUGGGACGGCACCUGGCCCGCCGGCUGGUGCAGGUCGGCGUCCGGGACGUGUUCGCCGUCCCCGGCGACUUCAACCUCACGCUGCUCGACCACCUCAUAGCUGAGCCCCAGCUCAACCUGGUGGGCUGCUGCAACGAGCUCAACGCCGGCUACGCCGCCGACGGCUACGCCCGCGCCAGCGGCGUCGGCGCCUGCGUCGUCACGUUUACCGUCGGCGGCCUCAGCGUCAUCAACGCCAUCGCCGGAUCCUACAGCGAGAACCUUCCCAUCAUCUGCAUCGUGGGCGGGCCCAACUCCAACGACUACGGCACCAACCGCAUCCUCCACCACACCAUCGGGCUCCCCGACUUCUCCCAGGAGCUCCGCUGCUUCCAGACCGUCACUUGCCACCAGGCGGUGGUCAACCAUAUGGAUGAUGCUCACGAAAUGAUCGAUACCGCGAUCUCGACAGCUUUGAAGGAGAGCAAGCCAGUGUAUAUCAGCAUCAGCUGCAACUUGCCUGGGAUACCGCACCCUACCUUCGUGAAUGAGCCGAUUCCUUACUUUCUCACGCCCAAGGUGAGCAAUCAAUUGGGACUAGAGGCUGCUGUGGAGGCAACGGCACAAUUUUUGAACAAGGCUGUGAAGCCAGUUUUAGUUGCAGGUCCAAAACUGAGGGUGGCAAAAGCCCAUCAGGCCUUCAUGGAGCUAGCAGAUGCAUGCGGGUAUCCAAUAGCUAUUAUGCCGUCAGCUAAAGGGAUGGUACCCGAGCACCAUCCUCAUUUCAUUGGUACUUAUUGGGGUGCAGUUAGCACCAACUACUGUGGUGAGAUUGUGGAAUCAGCUGAUGCAUACAUCUUUGUUGGCCCGAUAUUUAAUGAUUAUAGCUCCGUGGGCUACUCAUUACUGAUUAAGAAAGAAAAAGCAGUGUUUGCACAACCCAACCGAGUUGCUAUUGGUAACGGCCCUUCCUUUGGUUGGGUUUUCAUGGCGGAUUUCUUGACUGCACUAUCUCGGAAGCUCAAGAAGAACACUACUGCCUUGGAAAACUACCACCGGAUCUAUGUCCCACCCAGUAGGCCUCUCAAACGAGAGAAUGAUGAACCUUUAAGGGUCAAUAUACUUUUUAAGCACAUUCAGGAUAUGCUGAGUGGAGAGACAACUGUUAUUGCAGAGACUGGCGAUUCAUGGUUCAAUUGCCAAAAGCUUCGCUUGCCAGAGAACUGUGGGUAUGAGUUCCAAAUGCAGUAUGGAUCUAUUGGAUGGUCAGUUGGUGCCACUCUUGGAUAUGCUCAGGCUGCUAAGGAAAGGCGUGUUAUUGCUUGCAUAGGGGAUGGAAGUUUCCAGGUUACAGCUCAAGAUGUAUCAACAAUGAUCCGGCAUGGGCAGCGAAGCAUUAUAUUUCUCAUCAAUAACGGUGGAUAUACCAUUGAAGUAGAGAUCCAUGAUGGGCCUUACAAUGUGAUUAAGAACUGGAACUACACUGGAUUUGUCGACGCCAUUAACAAUGGGGAAGGCAAAUGUUGGACUUGCAAGGUGAGGACCGAGGAAGAAUUAGAAGAGGCCGUCGCCAAAGCCACAGGAGAAAUGAAGGAUAGCUUAUGCUUCCUUGAGGUAAUCGUGCACAAAGAUGAUACGAGUAAGGAGCUACUGGAAUGGGGAUCGAGGGUCUCGUCCGCCAACAGUCGCCCACCUAACCCACAGUAGAGAAAUUUGUAUGAAACAACGAUAAGAGUCAUGACUGACAAGUACUAUGCUGAUAUCCCAAUGUCGUAAUAAGGAAAACCAAAUAAAUUAUCUGUUGCAAUUGGAAAGUAGCAUUCCAUUUCGU
Molecule: messenger RNA, 2171 nt
Organism: Musa acuminata subsp. malaccensis (wild Malaysian banana)
Lineage: Eukaryota; Viridiplantae; Streptophyta; Magnoliopsida; Zingiberales; Musaceae
Product: pyruvate decarboxylase 1
Cellular component (GO): cytosol
Molecular function (GO): pyruvate decarboxylase activity; thiamine pyrophosphate binding; magnesium ion binding
Source: RefSeq, a predicted model, not a curated record